AUGCGUAAGUGUAAAAUUUUUGUUGGUAACUCUCACCCAGAGUUAGGUAAUAUGGUCUGCCAAAGAUUGGGUAUCGAACCAGCUCCAUGUACAUUAAAAAAAUUUGCAAAUGGCGAAACAUCAGUUCAAAUUGGUGUAUCUGUUCGUGACGAGGAUGUUUAUGUCAUCCAGUCUGGUUCUCCAUCCAUCAAUGAUGACAUCAUGGAACUGUUGAUUUUAGUCUCUGCCUGCAGGGGCGGAUCUGCAAGGAAAAUUACAGCAGUCAUUCCUCAAUUUCCCUACUCUAAACAGUGUAAAAUGAAGAAGCAUAGAGGUGCUAUUACUGCAAGGAUGUUGGCCAAUCUAUUGGUGAUGGCUGGUGCUGAUCAUGUUGUAUCCAUGGACCUUCAUGCUUCUCAGAUGCAGGGUUUUUUUACCAAACCAGUUGAUAACCUAUAUGGGGGCCCAAGUUUAGCGAAAUGGAUUAGAGAAAAUGUUGAAGACUAUGAAGAUGCAGUAGUUGUUUCUAAGAAUCCAGGUGGUACUAAAAGAGUUACAGCCCUUGCAGAUUCUUUGAAGAUCAACUUUGCUAUGAUCCAUACCGAUCGUCGUCGUUCUAAGGAUCUGUAUUCUCAAAACAAGGAUUUGCAACAAUUAAAGUUGAGAAAGCAAUCAAUGCUGAGGAAAAAUAGACCGAUCGUUAGACAAGGUGAUCAUCCAAACGAGGAGGAAAACAUUAUUUUAAGUAACGGUAUUCAAACUGCUAGAAUCCGUAACGGUCACGUUAUUGGUGACGAUGAGGCAGACGAUGACGAAGACGCCAUCUUGGAAUCUGACAGUGAAUUACACUCUAUCGAUGGCUUAGACUCGCAUGGUUUAGGCGGUACAUACGAUGCUGUCGAUUCUGAGGAUGAAGAAGAAAUUCCAGUUCUCUAUAGAGAACAACUAAUUACAUUGGUCGGUAACGUUCGUGGUCGUUCUGCCAUCAUUUUAGAUGAUAUGAUUGAUAGACCUGGUUCAUUUAUUAGUGCUGCCGAACAUUUGGUGCAAAACUGUGGUGCCAAGAAGGUUUAUGUUGUGGCUACUCACGGUAUAUUCACGGGAGACUGUUUGGAAGAACUUGAAAAGUCAGAUGCUAUUGACACAAUCGUAGUCACGAACACAUAUCCUAUUUCUGGCGAACGCUUAGCUGGGUCCAAGAAAUUGGUCACUAUCGAUGUUUCUCCAAUUUUCGCAGAAUGCAUCCGUCGUGAUCAUUACGGUGAGAGUAUUUCCGUUUUAUUUGACUCUUUAGCAGCCCUGUAA
Molecule: messenger RNA, 1284 nt
Organism: Saccharomyces paradoxus
Lineage: Eukaryota; Fungi; Ascomycota; Saccharomycetes; Saccharomycetales; Saccharomycetaceae
Gene: PRS1
Product: ribose phosphate diphosphokinase subunit PRS1
Exons: 1
Coding region: 1-1284 (427 amino acids)
Biological process (GO): purine nucleotide biosynthetic process; ribonucleoside monophosphate biosynthetic process; 5-phosphoribose 1-diphosphate biosynthetic process
Cellular component (GO): ribose phosphate diphosphokinase complex; cytoplasm
Molecular function (GO): magnesium ion binding; ribose phosphate diphosphokinase activity
Source: RefSeq, a predicted model, not a curated record